Cyprinus carpio (common carp) is the source of this 1435-nucleotide messenger RNA. RefSeq names its product protein lin-28 homolog A. The record is from RefSeq and is a predicted model, not a curated record. Lineage: Eukaryota; Metazoa; Chordata; Actinopteri; Cypriniformes; Cyprinidae. Gene Ontology annotation, molecular function: zinc ion binding; nucleic acid binding.
AAACAGGGAGAGAAAGAGAGAGAGGGGGUCGAGCAUGAGAAGCGUCAUCAGUUCAGAGCAGUCACAUAACACUGAGAGAUCACCUGGAGAACACCCCACACUGAACAGCAGGACAAAAACACAGAGGAGGCCGAGCGAGGAGCCCAUGGCAGAGGGAGGCUGUACGAAAACAGAGGAGGAGGAGGGGCAGGCCGCAGAGGAAGACCCUCAGUCGUACCACGGCGAGGGUGUGUGCAAGUGGUUCAAUGUUCGGAUGGGUUUUGGGUUCCUGUCCAUGAGCACGCGGGAUGGUGUGCCUUUAGAAACUCCAGUCGACGUGUUUGUCCAUCAGAGUAAACUGCACAUGGAGGGUUUCCGCAGUCUGAAGGAGGGUGAGGCUGUUGAAUUCACGUUCAAGAAGUCCUCCAAGGGUCUUGAGUCUCAGCGUGUGACGGGUCCUGGAGGAGCUCACUGUCUGGGCAGUGAGAGGAGACCCAAAGGCAAGAGUGUCCAGAAACGCCGGCCCAAAGGAGACAGGUGUUACAAUUGUGGCGGUCUGGACCACCAUGCCAAAGAGUGCAAGUUGCCUCCCCAACCCAAAAGAUGCCAUUUCUGUCAAAGUGUCGCACACAUGGUCGCCAACUGCCCCGCCAAAGCCCAGCAGACGUCUCAGGGGUCCCAGGAAAGGUCUAGCGGUAUCAAAGAAGAGAAAGCGGAGCACAGUCAUUCCCCGCCACCCACCGGGAGCACCGACUGAGAACGGUGGGACCACGCUUGAAAACCAAUCAUAUCACUAUACUGGAAAAAAAUGAAAUAAAUGCAAAUGCUGCUGUUGGAAAUCUCUCAGGUCUAUAAAAGCAACAGAUGAGAAGAAUGUAACUUUUUUUUAUUGGUUUAACACUCAGGAAUAGAGCUGCUCUCAGGAAUUUCAGUACAAUGUUUGGUGUAUUUACAGAAGUAAUCAUCUCAUAUCAAAUUAAGGGUAUGUUAACUUGACAACAAUGUACUAAAACAGAUGUUGUCAAAACGAUCCCCGUUCACACGGAUCUGUGUAAACUGCUAAAACACUGCAUUAUUCAUGCCAGGCCAGUAGUUGGCGAUGUCACGUUGUAAAGAAACACUACGCAUCUGCGCACCUACAUAUUCUUCAAGUACUCCUGCAUAUUGAACAUAUGCGUAUGCGCAUGACAUCUCUGUUUUUUUGUUUGUUAUUUUUUCACAAAUUUAUGUUUUAGUAGUUUACACAGAGGCGAUAAUGGUAUUUUGUUUUUUAAAAACGUUUACUUUGAAAUGUGAAAGUUUGCGUUUUCAGGCCUCCGAAGCGCCAUUGAACAGCUAAAAACGCAUGAAGCUGGAAACAGUUAUUUUUAAAAGUGUUUUCUCUGCUGAGUUGGCGAAAGGAAUAUACCCAAAACAAAAGUCUUAUUCUUACAGAUUGAUUGUUUGAUGCAUUUGA